Molecule: messenger RNA, 5712 nt
Organism: Pungitius pungitius (ninespine stickleback)
Lineage: Eukaryota; Metazoa; Chordata; Actinopteri; Perciformes; Gasterosteidae
Product: WD repeat-containing protein 20
Exons: 4
Coding region: 778-2808 (676 amino acids)
Molecular function (GO): protein binding
Source: RefSeq, a predicted model, not a curated record
UACCUCAAGCAAGUCAGCUGUGAUAGAUCUGAUAGAUUUUUUUUUCAACACAACUAUUUUGAAAACAGAUUCAAGCUUCCAUUUAGUGGAUUUCCUAAAUUUCCUAGAUUUCCUCACACCUGCACCACUCUAUGGCGAAGGCAAUGAGAGAGCCCAUUUUCCCCCUCUUGGAACUAACAUCCAUGUAACCACUAUACACAAUAUUUCAACUUUUAAGAAAGCCUUUUCCAACCAAUCCAAAAUGCUAAAAAUAAUUUAUUCAGUAGGAGAAAUACAGGAUGCAUAUUAAUUCAUCUAUCGGAAUAUUAAAGAUCAUCUUCUAGAUCAUAUACAUCAUCUGGGCAGCAUAUCUCAAAGUUGGUCGUGUGCGGUGUCAAUCGAGGUUAAAUGAGGGGUAUGUUGCCCCCUAUAUCCUCCGACAGGAGGAGGGUGCGCAGUGCCAGGCCAGGCCAGUAGCAGCAGUCGACACAUCAUCGCACGUCUUUUACGCACACUGGAUGAACGGAGGCAGAGACCCGGUCGAGGAGGAUGCUUGCACCGGCACAGAAAGGCUUCCUCUCGGGGCUAGUGUACCAGGGAGCAGUGGUGUGGUCUCCGGCACUGGUGUAAAAUGCACUGGCGCAGACCGGGUGCGCAGGUCAGAACUAUAGCUGAUCUCGGUUGCUCGGCUUCGCCUCUCCAAUUUUUACCCUAGUAGGCUACUAUUUUUAAAUCUAUUGUAGCGAUUAUUUCCAGGUCACAAUUGCCAGUUUCCUGUGCGGCUUGCUUGCACCAAACAUGGCCGGAGAUGGCGGCGCUCUGAAGGAUAUCAAUGAAAUCAAAUCCCAGUUCCGGACCAGAGAGGGUUUCUACAAACUGCUCACUCUCUCGGACUCGCAGCAGCGGGGCGGGCUGCCGCGGGGUCCCUCCGCCGCAGCCACGCUGGGCCCUGGGGCCGGACCCGGUGCGAUACCGGGCGUAGGGGUCGGGCUGCUGCAGGGGCCCGGGGCUGCCGCCGCCGCCGCUGCCUCCUCCACCUCCGGCGCCGCGGCCAACUCCUCUCCGGCGGCCUUCCUGCCGCCAGUCCGGGUCUCUAUGGUCAAGCUGCAGCCCGAAGAUCCGGGCGAGGAGUCGGAGCGGGUGUGCUUCAACAUCGGCAGGGAGCUGUAUUUCUACACGUACACCAACAUCAAGAAGGCUGUGGACCUCAGCAAGCCGAUAGACAAGCGGAUCUACAAGGGCACUCAGCCGACAUGUCACGAUUUCAACCAGUACUCCGCCACAGCGGAGAGUGUAGCCCUCAUCGUGGGUUUCUCAGCUGGACAGGUCCAGUACCUCGACCCCAUCAAGAAGGAAACCAGUAAACUCUUCAAUGAGGAGAGGUUGAUAGACAAAUCCAAGGUGACGUGUCUCAAAUGGCUCCCCAAGUCAGACAACCUGUUCUUGGCCUCCCAUGCCAGCGGACAUCUCUACCUCUACAACGUGGACCACCCGUGUGGCACCGCCGCCCCGCAGUACUCUCUGCUGCGCCAGGGAGAGGGGUUCGCCGUCUACGCCUGCAAGACCAAGACGCCGCGCAACCCGUUGCUGCGGUGGGCUGUGGGCGAUGGGGGCCUCAACGAGUUUGCCUUCUCCCCGGACGGCGUGCACGUGGCGUGCGUGGGCCAGGACGGUUGCCUGCGUGUCUUCCACUUUGACUCGAUGGAGCUGCAGGGCGUGAUGAAGAGCUACUUUGGCGGGCUGCUGUGCGUGUCGUGGAGCCCCGACGGGAAGUUUCUGGCCACAGGCGGCGAGGACGACCUGGUUACCGUGUGGUCGUUUGCAGAGAGCCGCGUGGUUGCGAGAGGCCACGGCCACAAGUCGUGGGUCAAUGUGGUAGCGUUUGACCCCUUCACCACUUCCCUGGAGGAUGAGGAGCCCAUGGAGCUAAGUGGCAGCGAGGAGGACCUCCACCAGGGGCCGACAAAUAACACCAUGCAUUUUGGGCGGGUCCGAACUAGCAGCACACUGUCCCGUCUUUCUCGGCACAGUUCUAAAGGUGGCGGCUCGUCGUCGGUCACAUACCGGUUUGGCUCGGUGGGGCAGGACACCCAAUUCUGUCUGUGGGACUUGACAGAUGAUGUGUUAUACCCACGCCUGCCGCUAUCCCGCGCCUUCACUAACACUUUUGGACCAUCGCUGUCUAACUCUGGCAGCGGGGCGGUCAACAGCACCCCAGUUGUGGCGGGAAGUGGAACGGUUGAAGGACACCACCACCCGCCUAACACUAACACCGGCGCCGCCAACCCACCAACGCUCCCCCUACCGCUUCCUCGCUCCCUCUCCCGCUCCAACUCUUUACCCCACCCUGCUGUGGCGAAUGCCAAGGGUCAAAGCACCACGGAGGGUGGCGGGGGAGGCGGCGGAGGGAGCUCCGUCGGAGGGAACAGCGCGCCCUUCAGCAUCGGCCGCUUCGCCACGCUGUCGCUCCAGGAGCGCAAGUCGGACAAGUCAGGCUGUAGCAGCGGGGUGGAGAAGGAGCACAAGAGGUACCACAGCCUGGGCAACAUCAGCAAGAGCAACGACAAGAUCAACGUGGCACCGAGGAGCAACCGGCUGGACGCCGCCAAGGUCCUGGGCACCACGCUGUGCCCGCGCAUGUACGAGGUGCCGCUCCUGGAGCCGCUGGUGUGCAAGAAGAUUGCACAUGAGAGGCUGACGGUCCUAGUGUUCAUGGACGACUGCAUCAUCACAGCCUGCCAAGAGGGUCUCAUAUGCACCUGGGCACGGCCGGGGAAGCCGAAUCUGACAGCACAGAACGGGAACUCUCCAAGUGGCACGGUGGUAUAGCUGCAAGGGGGAAACUCCCUCCCACCGUCGUCUCCAUUGAUCCUCAAGGAUUUCAAACAAGGUGCCAACAACCACAGACCAUACCUUUUUCGACCACGACAGUAUUACACCGUCGGUGUAACCCAUUGUGAUGGGUUACCUUGAUGAUUUCACACAGCUUGGUGGGAAACACUUCCUGAAUUAGCAAAACUGCUAACAUCACGUUAGCAGAUUUAUGAAGUACAGAUUUCCCUCUCUUAUGCGAAAGACACAGCAAAAGCCACAACCUUUUUAUUUAAGUUAUUUAUUUUAUCACAAGGCUGUGUAGGGAUGUAUAAUGUAAUUACAGAAAAUACAUUAAAAGGACAAACAUGUAUGGGAACACUGCCUACAAGGCAAGGAACCGAAGAACAACGGAGAAGAUGAAGAAUAUUAAUAUAUGAAGAUGCUUCUAUUGUACAGAUCAACCACAGCUAAACAACAAAAAAAGAAUGUCUGCUGUUUUAGGGAACUUGAAGAUGUCAGUGUUUUCUUUUUUGUGCGAUGAGAGUUUCCUCCAGUUAGUCCCUGGAAGGCUAGCCGGGGGAUGGGUUGUUUGAAUCGAGCGUGACCUACCACGAGGCGGGUGACCCGAAUGGAGCACAGAGAGGCUGCAAGCUGUACAUUUCAGCCGACUGAUCCGUACAAUACUUCACUGGGACAUUGCGUGUUGGUGGACAAACUGCAAUGAACAAACACACACUCAACAUUUCGAACGUUAAUACUGCUCCACGCACACACACUAAUUCACUCACGUAACACACACACACGCACUCAUGGUGUAGCAUCACAUAUACUGUAUCUUCAUACCUGUUACACCUCAAUGGCCUCUUGCAUGAAUUUGCACAUGUGAUCCAUCAUGAGCAGCUCAAGAGACACAAGGGGUGUUAUUGUGUUGUCUGAGCUUCACAGAAACAUCUCCACACCAUUCACUGGAUAUCUGGUGCAGAUGAUACGUGUCCUUUGUCUCAGUUUCAACAUUUUUCAUCAGUUUUGAUUCAGCUUAUGAAAUACCGGUGCUCAUUAAAGUCUGUCAGAUACCUGAUACAUUAUUUAAGUGACCCAAAUGUUUUGUGAGCAAACACCACUUUUGUUUCAGCAUCUUUCUGGGCUGCCUUCAGUAAACCUGCGAUUUGUGAUUAAAAGUUUAAAUAAAGAAAACUAAUAUUAUUUUACAAGUUUAUUUUUUGCUAAUUCCUCCGUCGAUCAUCACUACAUCGGACCUUUGACUCAAACUCAAACAUGAGCAGUGAACACAUGUUCCUCCUGCAAGUCUUUACACUUCAUUGUAGUCAUACUGUCUUUCUCUGACACUCACUCCGACGCACCGUGAUGGAGUCAGGCAUUCAUAAGCGAAAUCUUAGCGAAAAAAAUAAUGUUGAAUAAUGAAUAAUUGGUUGCUUUUAAAUUGCUAAAUUGGUUUCAAUUAUUUCUGAAAAUCCGUCUUGAGCUCUUACGUUACAAGUGUUAUCAAAUUGGAAGCGCUGUUUUUAUCAGCAUUUUUAGGUAAUGGAGCUACCAGUCCGACAAUUUGGCCUAUAAAUAGCAUAGCAACUUCAGACACUGCAAGAGUCAAGGUCAUACCCUUGUAGCAGCAGACAAAAUUAUUGGAUUAGCUUGCAACACAUGUAAAAUUGCAUGUAAUGUACACCAGUUGACGUUGUCAUAGUAACAGCAGAGAGUCUGAACUCAUUCAGCAGCUUCGAUCUUCCACCACGAUUGGAAAAACUAGAAAAACACUGAGAAUUUUGUGCAGCUCAAUUCAAGUCUUUCAAGCCAGAUGUUUGAAUUCAUUGAUGAAGUCAAGAUCUUAAAUGGAAGCAGUUAAGAGGUGUGAGACACACAUUGAAGGAGGAUGGAGAAAAAAGGGAAGAAACCUUAAGGAGACUGGAAGAUGAGGGAUCCCUCUCCCAAGAUGGACAGACUACAAUAUGUACAGAAUGAACAACGUAAAAGAUGUACAAUAAAUUUGAUUGCUAUGACACAAAUGAUUCAAAUAUUGCUGGUAGUAAGCCAGCUGUAUGGCAGGACAACUGCAGGGACAACCACUAUCAGCUAUAACCACCAUCCACAGAAGCCUAUUAUAUUAUAUAUUUAUAAUAUAAUAAUUAUUAAAUAAUAGUUCCUCUUUCAUUUUUUUUGUUUUUGGAUCACACCAUCACCCCCAAAGUCCCCUAACUUUUUCUCAUUUUAUUGCUGCUCAAAGGGAUGUUGCAGUGGGUUAAUCAUGUAUAGAAGCAACCAACUCCACUUAGCCACUCAGCAGAAAUCAAGCCUAAAGGUGGUCCCAGGCUGGCUCGCUCAGUGGGACAGAAAGGUCUAAUGAGUCAAAUUCAAAGUGACACGUUAACAGUACAUCAAAUACUAUUCUGUGAGACACAACUUCAUUUCCAAAAGCUUCUUAAUCAAACCCUAUUUCAAACAAGUAAAAUCGGAUGAUUUCUUGCGUUCUGAGCUUUAAAAAUCAACCAGGUUAUAUUUUAAUUGUGUAAAUGGGAGUCCCAUGCCCAUGUCGCUGUGUCCAACUAGGAAGUCGAAUAAAAAAAGAAAGAUGUAUUUUUGCCCUCAAAACAACUCAUUACCAAGGUAACAAACAGCAUUCCAUGAAUGUUGUUCAUUUUUAUGUGAUGUUUUAAUCUUUUUAUUUUUCUCAUUUGUCUCUGUUUGAGUAUAUUAUAUGGAAUAUGCACUCUAUUUUCACCAUAUGGUUACUACAUGUGCGCUCACACACACAGACACACUCACACAAACUCACUCUCUCACACACACAGGCUUUUAAAAACUUUACAUCUGUUUCCGGUGGAAGUUAUAACAGCAGAAUGUCAUGAUAUAUCAUAUGAUAUCCAAUUUGUAUAUGGAGAUCUGUUAUUAAAAUCUCCAAUAAGU